Aureococcus anophagefferens is the source of this 438-nucleotide messenger RNA. RefSeq lists its product as hypothetical. The annotation marks the transcript as partial. The record is from RefSeq and is a predicted model, not a curated record. Gene Ontology annotation, molecular function: protein binding. The transcript has a single exon. NCBI's taxonomy places the organism in Eukaryota, Pelagophyceae, Pelagomonadales, Pelagomonadaceae.
CUCAGCAACAAGUACGACAAGCACGGGCGCACGCCGCUGAGCCUCGCGGUCAAGGAGGAGCGCGAGGACAUCGUCGACCUGCUGCUGAGCCUCCAGGCGGACCCGGACAUGAGCGAGGACCUCGAGCACCACCCGGCGCGGCUCACGGGCGCGUCGCCGGUCAUGCACGCGGUGCUCGCGGACCUGCCGGGCUCGAUCCUCAAGCUCCAGAGCUCCCACGCGGACUUCAACCUCAAGAACAAGCACGGCAUGACGGCCGUCAUGCUCGCCUGCCUCUCGGGCGACGCGGACCUCCUGGAGAUGCUGCUCGAGCAGGGCGGCGACCCGGAGGCCAAGGACAAGGGCGGCUGGACGCCCCUCAUCUACGCGGCCUACGGCGGCAACCUGGAGUGCGUCAAGGCCAUCCUCGAGACGGGCGCGUCGAAGAAGACGAAGGAC